Messenger RNA from Quercus lobata, 840 nucleotides. RefSeq lists its product as uncharacterized. Bases 1 to 840 code for a protein of 279 amino acids. The transcript is spliced from 3 exons. The record is from RefSeq and is a predicted model, not a curated record. NCBI's taxonomy places the organism in Eukaryota, Viridiplantae, Streptophyta, Magnoliopsida, Fagales, Fagaceae.
AUGUCUGGGCUUUAUCAUGAUCUUUUAGUUCUUAUUGCUAGAAGCAUAGCUUCGUACGAGGAUUUUAUUGCUUUCGGUGGAGUGUGUAAAUCAUGGCGAUUUGCAUUCAAACAAUCUAUUACACGCAUAUGCGCAUCACAGAUUCCAUAUCUUAUGCUUGCAGAAAAAGAAGGCAGCGACUUGCGGGGCUUCUUCAGACUCUCCAAAGGCAUGACUCGCCAAAUUCAAAAAGAGCUUCCGGACAUGAAAACUCUCUUAUAUGGGGACCUUUGGUUUAGUGAACAUGAUCCAUUCUUAUUUGCUAAAAUUUUCGACAAGUUAAAAGAUCCUGUGACAGCCCUUCCUAGGGAACUUGUGCCCCGUGUUAUUGAGCAGUUAUACCUGGUGGAAUCCUCCGGUGCUUUGUUGCUAGUUUCACAAGAAGAUGUACAACUACAGCCUGCGAAGGAAGGAAUUGACAAGUGGAUUUUCAGUAAUCUAUUUCCAGAGUCUGUGGAACCUUGUCUUAAGAAUUCAUCCUAUGGGAAUGGGACCACAGCGUUCAAAGUUUUUGAGGUGAACUUAGGUGGUGAGGAGUGGAAGAAGUUGAAGAACUUGGACAAUAGAGCCCUCUUCUUGGGACAUAAUUCUUCCGUAUCUGUUAAGGCAUCUGGUUUCUCGGGAUGUAAAGCUAAUUGCAUUUACUUUACCGAUAAUUUUGAAAUACAUUGGUCAAUACCUUGUGGAGGAGGCAGGGAUACAAGCAUCUACAACAUGAUAGAUGGAAGCAUCGAACCACACUACCCAGGCGAAUCUCUUUCUUGCAUUAAACCACCUAGGUGGGUUGUCCCUAGUUUUUGA